This is a messenger RNA of Fraxinus pennsylvanica, 600 nucleotides long. The record is from the annotation of a GenBank genome assembly. NCBI's taxonomy places the organism in Eukaryota, Viridiplantae, Streptophyta, Magnoliopsida, Lamiales, Oleaceae.
AUGCUAUCCUCAUGGAAGCUUAUGCCCUUUGCCAUUCCAGCAGGCCUUGCAUUUCUUAAUCUUCUAUCAUCAGUCUGUUCGUCUCAAGAACGUGCAGAAAUUGAUAACAGACACACGAGCAAUGAACACAAGAUUCAUAAGAUAAAUCCUCAACUAUUGUUUGAGAUUAAACUCCAUGGAUUCCUCCUUUGGGCUUCGAUUGGUUUUCUAAUGCCGGUUGGUAUACUUGUAAUGAGGAAGUCGAACGGAGAAGAAUCAAUAAGAAGACAAAGGAUCAUAUUCUACAUUCAUGUUGUUACACAGAUUAUAGCAAUCCUUCUUGCAACUGUAGGAGCAGUACUGUCAAUAAAAUAUUUGGACAAUUCUUUCAAUAAUCUUCACCAGAGGGUAGGCCUAACCCUAUAUGGUGGCAUAUGGUUGCAAGCCUUGAUUGGCAUCUUAAGGCCACAUAGGAAAGGGAAAGGAAGAUGCAUUUGGUAUACUUUUCAUUGGUUACUAGGUAUUGCAGUAUCUGUUCUUGGAGUGAUCAGUAUAUACACAGCUAAAGCAUGGGCAUUGCUUUGCCUUGCCUUGCCUUGCCUUGCCUCGCCUCGCCUCUAG